UAAAAUAAUUCAAUGUAGAAUACUUAUAUACAUGACUUUAAAUCCGAGUAAAAAUCAAUAAUGGUAUAAAUACAUUGAUAUCAAAGUAAUUAAGGUAUAUGAAAAUACAGUAACAUGAAUCUGUUUAAUAAACGUCUGUUAAACACUGGAAAAAAAAAAUCUUUUUUGUAGCUAGAACAAGUAUACGUGGGUGGCCUGUUGCAACUGGUCUUUAGAAACGCGACAUGCUGGCGCCUAUCAUGCUGGGCUUUUUUCCCUCCAGUACAGCCAGUCCUAUGAGCCAUAGAAGCUUGUUGCGACCAGUCAUCAUCGAUGCGACAUGCUGGCGCCCUGUAGUAUCUGGAAGCAAUCACGAGUCACUCUUAAGUUGUUUGUUGCAACUAGUCUUUAUCAGCGCCUACUGGGUUUUUCCCCAGUACACAAGUCAGUCAGCCCUAUGAGUCAUCAUCGAUGCGACAUGCUGGCGCCUAUUGUGUCAGGGUGAUUCUUGGUAAACAGAUAAGGCAUCCAGCCCUGACUACCUCGUGACCUUUGCUCAGGCUCCCUCCGAAAUUAUCUCAGCCAAUCAGAUGCUUGGAAUUUCUGUAUGCCCAUAUAUGGAUUAGUGAGUCAACCACUGCUGCUGCUGGGACUAUAAAAGCAGGCAAGCAAGGCCAACCCAUUUCAUUCGCUGUUCAUCUGCCGACCUGACUACAAGUUCUUCGCUGCUCGUGCGCUUCUGCCCAUCGACUUCGAGAGCUUGUGGAUUAGUGUUCCCAGUGACUUCGAGUGCUUUUCAUCGUUACUACUUCAUCAUUCGUCAUCUCUAAGGUUUCCUCCUCGUCUCUUUCAACGUCGAGCUGCCACCGCAUGUUCCGUUGGGAGAUUCCUGUUGAGAUGUCCUGCAUCAUCAACAUCAUCGACAUCAUCAUCAUGGACGGCAAGACAUCCGGAGUUGCUGCUUCUUCUGCUUCUUCUUCUUCUGGGGAACUUUCGCCGGUGUCCUGGAGCGAGUACACGCUCGAUUUGCCUGACAUGCAGGAGGAACCAACAGAUGAGGAGGAGGGCGCUGCCGUCGAUGAGGGACUGUCUCUUCAAAAUGUCAUUGAAGAGGUGCGCGCCUUUUGGGAAGAAGUUGCUGCGGAAAGAAUAGCCAUGCAAGAUGCGUGGAACAUGGACAUAACUGCUGUUCUGCACGAACUCAGGAGGCUUCGGGAAGAAGUGGAAGAUAUCCAAGAUGUGAUUCGUCGUGAAAAGAAUACGAUUCGAAAAUAAUUUUGUACAUAUAUAUUAAUAAAUAUGGUGAUUGUUCAAAAAAUGGUGUACGUUAUUUCGUGGUUUUAGUUCCUUGGUACCAAUAUAUAUAAAUAAAAAACAUAAGUAGCAUGGUUGUAAAAAAAAUAACUAAAAGGAUGGUCUAGUGGUUAUCACUAAAAUAUUUUAAAGUUUGUUAUUAAGGUAUGCAUAAGUAUUACAUUGAACAAUAUGUACAACACUAGAAGGAAACUAAU
Molecule: messenger RNA, 1490 nt
Organism: Bacillus rossius redtenbacheri
Lineage: Eukaryota; Metazoa; Arthropoda; Insecta; Phasmatodea; Bacillidae
Exons: 2
Coding region: 850-1254 (134 amino acids)
Source: RefSeq, a predicted model, not a curated record